AAGAUUAAUAGGAUGAAUGGCGUAACGCAAAUCCCACACGUCUCGAGAGUGUCAUAAAAAGCAAAGACACUUCUCUCCUCUAUACGCUACCAAUCAAUCAAAUAUCGAAGUCCGUUUCUCUUUCAAUCUUCGUUUAGAAAGCAAUCUCACACCUCUCUUCCCGGCGACAUCGAAGAUCAGCUACAUCCAUCCAUGGCGAUAAGGUCAGUGAAAGUUGGAAAUCUCUCCUCAAGAGCAACAGAACAUGAUGUCAAAGAGUUUUUCUCCUUUUCUGGUGAAGUUGAAAGUAUUGACAUCCAAGGUAGCGAGCAUAGUGCUUACGUCACAUUCAAAGAUCCUCAAGGAGCAGAGACCGCUGUGCUCUUAUCUGGUGCGAGUAUUGCUGAUCAAUCAGUCACCAUUGAGAUGGCUCCUAACUACACUCCACCUGCUGCCCCUCACACUGAAACACAGAGCGGUGGUGCCGCGGAAUCCGUUGUCCAGAAGGCAGAAGAUGUUGUGAGCAGCAUGUUAGCAAAGGGUUUCAUCCUCGGGAAAGACGCCGUCGGCAAAGCAAAAGCAUUUGAUGAGAAACUCGGUUUCACUUCAACAGCAACCGCAGGAGUUACUUCCAUAGACCAAAAGAUCGGUCUAAGCCAAAAAUUCACAGCUGGUACAACUUUGGUGAACGACAAGAUCAAAGAGGUGGAUCAAAGCCUCCAGGUUUCAGAGAGGACCAAGUCUGCAUAUGCUUCGGCUGAACAGACGGUGAGCAGCGCAGGAAACGCUGUGAUGAAAAACCGUUAUGUGUUAACCGGUGUGACCUGGGCAGCAGGAGCGUUCAGCAGAGUUGCUAAAGCUGCUGGAGAGGUUAGUCAGAAAACAAAAGAAAAGGUUGAAGCUGAGCACCCGCCACAACCUUCAGAGUCACAGCAGCAAUUACCGGAAGGGUAUGCUCCGAUUCAUUCGUCUGAAUACUCCAAGAAAUAAACCUCAUCACAAUUAAAAAGUUUUUUUUUCUCUUUCUUGUUGGUUACUUUGGUAUGUUAUAACAUAAAAAGCUAUGCUUGGAUCUUGUCUAUAUAUUCAAUAAUCUAAACAGUUAUUACAUAGAAAUAAAUGUAAAGACAGAAAUUCAAACUAACCCGUUCACACCAGCUUCAUUCAGUAGAGGAUCAGUAACUCAGUUUCCAAAGGGAAGAUGAGUUUGACCGGUUCGUUGCAUACUUCAAAUCCGGCGAUAGAUUCAAAGAAAGAUUGAGUUUCGAAAGUGCAGAUCUCAAAUAGUUCAAGAGGAUUCGAUAUCUGGAGUUUUUCUUCUUCAGUACUUCAAUGUAUGCGUGUAAGCCAAGCCAUAUCACUUCUUCUCUGCACAGUUCAAGAACUGGUCUGAAACUAGAACCAGUGUUGAUUCUGUGCGUCCUUCUAUUUAUGAGUUUGAACAUGUACCUAUAAAUUGGAUU
Molecule: messenger RNA, 1442 nt
Organism: Eruca vesicaria subsp. sativa (arugula)
Lineage: Eukaryota; Viridiplantae; Streptophyta; Magnoliopsida; Brassicales; Brassicaceae
Source: the annotation of a GenBank genome assembly